This is a messenger RNA of Sebastes umbrosus (honeycomb rockfish), 4537 nucleotides long. It is a transcript of the gene mier3b, whose product is annotated as mesoderm induction early response 1, family member 3 b. Gene Ontology annotation, molecular function: histone deacetylase binding; transcription corepressor activity. The record is from RefSeq and is a predicted model, not a curated record. Gene Ontology annotation, cellular component: nucleoplasm. The transcript is spliced from 13 exons. Gene Ontology annotation, biological process: negative regulation of transcription by RNA polymerase II. NCBI's taxonomy places the organism in Eukaryota, Metazoa, Chordata, Actinopteri, Perciformes, Sebastidae. The coding region runs from base 319 to 1896 and encodes 525 amino acids.
AGCAAUCGAUCUUAAAUCGAUAUUUUAUAAAUCUCGUGCACCGUAUUUCUCAUUUCUAUGUUAUCGAUUGGCGAAACGAUAGUUUUUCGCUUCUGUACAGCGUGUUUCGUGUCAUAAUUGUCACUUUAAUGCCUCUAAAAUAUGCUCUAAUGUGAGGAGUGAUCCUCCACUAGCAGGCCGCUGCGCCGCGCUCAGCUCAGCUGCUCUGCUGAGGCUGUGCUCGUGAGAGCGGCGGCGGCUCGGGGGGCUUCCCUAGGGAGUUCAAGUCCAGUUGGCUCUUUAUCGUCAGAGGACCAUGACUUUGACCCAACAGCAGAAAUGUUAGUUCAUGAGUAUGAUGACGAGAGGACUCUGGAGGAGGAAGAGUCUCAGGAGGGAGGGAGGAAUUUCACCUCAGAGAUUGCAGAUCUUGAAAAGGAGGGGAACAUGCCUUUGGAGGAGCUUUUGGCCAUCUAUCGCUAUGAGGCCUCAGCAGGCUCCAGUAUAGACAGCUCCUCUGGAGACCUGACCGAUGAGCUGCCUGACAUGACUCUGGACAAGGAGGAAAUAGCUAAAGACCUGCUGUCUGGGGACUAUGAGGAGGAGACCCAGUCCUCAGCAGAUGAUCUGACCCCUUCAGUCACCUCCCACGAGGCUACCGAUUUCUUCCCAAGAACACUUCGAUCCAACGCUAUUUCUGAUGGUGAUAAAGAGUCAGAGUGUGAUGAAGAUGGCCCAAGCCCAGAAGACUCUAGAAAGGAAAUAAUGGUAGGAACACAGUACCAAGCAGAGGUACCUUCUGGCCUCUGUCACUACAAAGAUGGGGAGAAAGUUUAUGAGGAUGAAGACGAGUUAUUAUGGAGCCCAGGUAAAUUGCCAGAAAACAAGGUUAGGACUUUCCUGUCUGACGUGUUGUCACGGACAACAGAUGAAAAGAUAGGAUGUGACAAACCAUGGAUGCAUGUUCGAGACGAUGAGAAGGCUUUAUAUGAACUUGUCAAGUGCAACUACAACGUCCGCGAAGCACUAGAGAGACACUGCAGCCGUGUAAAGUCCUCAAAAGAAAAAUCACCUCCGUGGUCUGAAGAGGAAUGCAAGAACUUUGAGCACGCACUACAGAUGUAUGACAAGAAUUUUCACCUCAUACAGAAACAUAAAGUCACAACACGAACAGUAGCCGAAUGUGUGGCGUUUUACUACAUGUGGAAAAAGUCAGAGCGCUUUGACUUCUUUGUGCAGCAGAAUCGCUUUGGGAAGAAAAAGUACAGCAGCUAUCCUGGUGUAACUGACCUGAUGGACAGGCUGGUGGAUGAAGCAGAAGGACUGGCAGUGGACAGUUCCUCCUCUGUGUGUUCGGGAGCAGGUGGAGGAGGAAGGCUGGAGACCACCACAGACCAACAGCUCAGCCUGCUUAACUCCAUCACUGCCAGCGACCUCACAGCUUUGAGUAACACUGUAGCCACAGUGUGCAACCCUGCAGAGGUUGGUUGCAUGGACUCCUACAGCUUUCCUCCACUGGAAAGUCUCCAUCGUGGGUCCCUAAACCAUGAUGAGUCCCUCGGGUUCCCUUCUAAUGGCGCAGACCCCGACUGCCUCAACAUGCUCGACGCCGGCUUCUACCACUCAGAUCUGGGCCAGCUAGGAGGAGUGUGCGGCAACAAGGACUGCGAGCGGCCCUCCAAGAGACUCAAGAUGGCCCUGCCUGACUCCUUUAUCAAUGACGUGUCUGUGGGUAACCUUGGAGUGGACUUUGAAGCGCGACGGACAACAACGCACCACCACCGAAUCACCGGCGCCAAAAUGGCAGUGUCUGUCACAGACUUUGGGAGCUUGGCUGGCAACGGCGAGCCCAACGGGUUUCUGGGAGCACAUGCACGGCACCACACACAGCACACUGCAGCACUUCAGUCAGAGUGAUCUUCCUCGUCUUCAUCCCUUGUUCUUCCCUUUUGAAACCCCUUAUCCCGCUUGUACAUAAGACUGACCUCACUGGAGAAUCUGAUUUGUUUAAAUUUUACUAUAUAUAUAUAUAUAUAUCUCUAUAUAUAUGUAUAUGAAUAUACUUUUUUGUUUUCAUUUUUUGUGUAAUAUGACAUCAGUGAUGUCUAUCAUAUAGAACUAAAAUCUUGAUUUCUCUCAAGAGUUUAUAUAGCCAUUUAUUUUAUUCUCGUUUUGCGGUCUUGAGAUGUGUAACGUCCAUGUACAGUGGGGCCCAGAGGCUGCAGUAGGAGAGUUGUGUAUCUUCCUCCCUCACAUCUUCAGAGCUACAGUAUGUUAUCCUGCCAUUCUUUUCAGCUGCCAAAAUUGGCUCAGUUUUUCUGCCUCUAGUGUCAGUAUUUAGUUGCUUGUCUUUGUUGUUUGAAGUGGUACUUUCUUUUUAAAUUAGUGUGUGGUUUACAGGUACUUUUUAGUAACCAGACUGGUGCAAAUGGUUUUAUUUGUCCCCAAAUAAACCUGGCUAGAUAUUGUAUGAAGAGCAACACUAGCACUAGCAUGGAGAUUAGCUUGGAGAGCAGGAAGUGGGUGGCUUCAGCUGCUAAGGCCUUCCAGUUUGGUUUUCUUUUCUUUUCCUUUUCUCCUGUGGAAGCUUGUCUGCGGUUGGUCUGCUUGUUUACUUUUUAAACUGUUCAAAGUGGCCAAACUGGAACAUGUGAAUGUUUGCAACACUUAUUUUUUUUUUAUUAUUCCAUUUAGUCAAACUCAAACUUUAGUCCCUGAUUCAUAGUUUUUCUAUUACAUUUUUAAACAGCUGAUGAAGAAUACCUGUGCAGAGUAACAUAAUGGGAGUCUCCUUGUUUUACAGUUGGAUAUUGAGUUUUUCCUGCUUCUUUCUAGGAGGGUAUCAGUCAGACAAACCAUAACAUCAUAACAGCAAUACUGCCAUGCAAAGAUAUUGGUUAAAUUAAUAGUCAUUUAAACAUAGACAUCAUCAGGCACUGUAAAGUGUGUAUUUAUUACUUGUACUUUAACCUUUUGUGAGACUUAGUUUAAUCCUUUCAAUCAUGCUACUCUUAGGCAAGUUUAGCUGUAUGUGUCCUUUUAGUUAUAGUAAAAAUAUUAUUAGAAUAUGUCCCUAAAUCAAGUAAUGCCAUUUUCAGACCACUUAGCAAGCUUGGGUAAACCUGCUAGCAGUAUUAUAUCUUUAUUUAAAGCCACUCAGAUUUUGUAUUCAACCUCUGCCUAACCUGUACUGACUAGAGAAUGCCUUGUACGAUCUAGUCGACAGUUUCUUGGAGUCUAGUAGCAGAAAUGGAGCUGUUGUCUCUUGACUGAAGUCCAUCAUUGUGAAUUGUAAAAUGUUUAGCGGGUCAUCGUCAGUUGAUUGGAUGCAGUAGUAGUGUUUACUUAAUUUAUCUAUGCAUUGUGCUAUGAAUAAUUAGUUUGUUUCAGGGGUACAUCAUGUUUGUCAUGUCCAUAGAUCUAGUAAUUCACCAUUAUGUGUGUACAGACAGGAUUUCAUGCUUAUAACCCAUUAUUAAGUUUGAUCAUGUAGUUCAUGUUCCACGCCCAGCAUCGGAGAAGAUAUUCACCUCUGCGUUUCAUGUAAAUAUUUAGCAAAUAGCCUUUAAAAAGUCUAUUAACUGACCUCUUACACUUGUGAAUCUAUGUUGAUACAAAGGUUUUAAUUUGAUUUCUUGUCAAAAGGCAAUAAUUUGUAGAUAUGUACAGAUAUUUUGGGUUUUGCAUUUUACCAGUUGACUUGGUGUUUUGAAUUUUGUUUCACUCUUUGGAAAGUCAUGAUCCCCAGUACAGAGCUGAAACCACGCAUGCCAGCUGUGUCUGUUUCUCAAGUGUACCACUGAAAACGGCUUUACCUGAAGACGUAUUGAUAUUACUCAAUGUUGCAAUUUUGCCUUCAAAACUUGCAGCCAUGUGUAAAAGACGCUCGUCUUUCUUUCUUCAAUUUUUUUUUUUUUUUAAACAUGUCGUCGUCUAUAUUUGUCUUGAUGGUAAAGGGAUGGCUGCUGCUCUAAGUAUGUGGAGAGCUAGUUUCUCUUUUAAUGCAAUGUGCAUAAUGCAGUAGGUCCUCCAAGCUCUUCUAGCUUUAGCAGUGCAGUGAUAUUUAUUUCAGCUGUGGUUUGUACAAAGACUCAGAAAAACUGUCAGAAUGUAAAGGCCAUUAAGUAGUAGAAGUAGGUUUUUCACCACCCUGUGAACUCUCGAAAAUGUGAUAUUUUAUUGAUAUCUCUGGUAUGAGACUUGUGUGUGCAAGAAAGCACUAAACAAAUUUAUUUUAUAUUUUGUAUUGUGUUUUGAAGUUUAAAAAGGAAAACAUAUAGCAGUUGUGGUUUUGAAAAAGAAAACUCGAGUCCUUUGAUGAAAACAAAAACACCUUUGUGAAUAAAAAACCUACAAAACUUAAAAAUGUAUAUCCAGAAAUAUAGACAAUCAAAAACUUCACUAUGAGAAAUGUUCAAGAAGCUAUCUUUAUUGUUUAUAAGAAUUGUACAUAAACAUUGAGUUGUUUUUUUUCUUUUGUUAAACAUUAUUUUGUAUUUUCUGUUGUACUUUAAUACCUUGUGUACAGAUCCAGAAAUAAAGCUCUGGAAAAGGUUCA